Messenger RNA from Eremothecium gossypii ATCC 10895, 2241 nucleotides. It is a transcript of the gene RAD16, whose product is annotated as DNA repair protein RAD16. The transcript has a single exon. Gene Ontology annotation, molecular function: ATP binding; metal ion binding; ATP-dependent chromatin remodeler activity. NCBI's taxonomy places the organism in Eukaryota, Fungi, Ascomycota, Saccharomycetes, Saccharomycetales, Saccharomycetaceae. The record is from RefSeq and is marked provisional. The coding region runs from base 1 to 2241 and encodes 746 amino acids.
AUGACUGGCGAGGAGGGAGGCUUCAUACGCCGGCGACCACGGCGCGCGGCUGCGCGGCGCUCAGCCGUACGCGAGGAGAUCAGCUCGGAAGAUGAGCCCCUUAGCGGGCAGGCGCGGACAGGCAGCGCUGCGUGGGAUCCAGUGGUGGUGGAGUCGAGCGACGGGGAGGAGCCGCUGGAGGAGGAGAGCGAGGAGGAUGAGCCGUUGGGCAAGCGGCGGCGCGCGAAGCCGCGGGGCGGGAAGCCUUCCGCCAAGAAGGUGCCUGCCAAGAAGGCGCGAGCACCGAACGUGAGCCGGUACGAUCGGAUGACGCAGCUGCUGUUCGAGCACCACCGUGAGCUGGCGGACGUGUUUCCUGCACUGCGUGAUGCGCCUGCGUACAAGCCGAUCCGCGCAGCGCAGCCGGCGGGGCUGACGGUUCCCCUACUGCCCUUUCAGCUGGAGGGGCUUCACUGGAUGGCACUGCAGGAGAACAACGAGCGGUAUCGGGGUGGUGUGCUGGCAGACGAAAUGGGAAUGGGCAAGACGGUACAGAUGAUUUCGCUGCUGCUGCAUGCGAAUAAGGGCCCGACGCUUGUGGUUGCCCCGACUGUGGCGCUCAUCCAGUGGAAAAACGAAAUCGACAAGUACACAGGCGGCGCUCUGCGGUCGCUGGUAUUCCACGGCCCGGGCCGUAGCGCUGUAAGCGAAGAACUGGCGGCUGCCGAUGUUGUGCUUACCACCUAUGCCGUGUUGGAAUCUGUGUACCGGAAGCAGACGCAGGGGUUCCGCCGAAAGGCUGGCGUCGUCCGCGAGCAGUCGCCUUUGCAUGCGGUAGACUUCUACCGGGUGGUGCUUGAUGAGGCGCACAACAUAAAGGACCGCAGUAGCGGUACCGCCCGCUCUGUUAACGCUUUGCGAGCAGUGCGGCGCUGGUGUUUGACUGGUACGCCGCUGCAGAACCGGAUCGGCGAAAUGUAUUCUCUAAUCCGGUUCCUCGAUAUUGAGCCAUUCACCCGCUACUUCUGUACCAAGUGCAGCUGCUCUGAGAAGACCUGGCGAUUCUCGGAUAAUUUACAUUGUGAUUCCUGUGACCAUGUAGGCAUGCAGCAUACGAACUUCUUCAAUCACUUCAUGCUGAAAAACAUACAGCGGCAUGGGAUGGAGGGGCCGGGCCUUGAAUCGUUCGAAAACAUCCAGCUUUUACUUCGGAACAUUAUGCUGCGACGGACAAAGGUUGAACGUGCCGAUGACUUAGGUUUGCCGCCGCGCAUCGUGACAGUACGGCGCGAUGUCUUCGAUGAGGAAGAACGUGAUCUAUACAGAUCCCUUUACAGUGACUCCAAGCGCCAAUAUAACACUUACGUGGAGAGUGGUGUUGUGCUGAAUAACUACGCAAAUAUCUUCACGCUGUUGACGCGGAUGAGGCAACUGGCUGAUCACCCCGAUCUAGUUCUGAAACGUUUGCCUGGGAAUGAGAUCGUCGGCGUGAUUGUAUGCCAGUUGUGUGUCGAUGAGGCAGAAGACGCCAUUGAAUCAAAGUGUCGCCAUAAGUUUUGCCGACUGUGCAUUCGUGAGUACAUCGACUCCUUUGUCGGGCGCUCGGCUGAUUUAACGUGCCCUGUAUGUCAUAUUGCAUUGAGUAUUGACCUUGCGCAACCCGCACUUGAAAUUGAUGAGGAAAUGUUUAAGAAACAAAGCAUUGUGAACCGUCUUGGUCUUCAGGGCAAUUGGCGCUCCUCUACGAAGAUUGAAGCUCUAUUGGAAGAGCUUUAUAAUUUACGGAGUAGCACGCGCACAAUAAAGUCAAUCGUGUUUUCACAGUUCACGUCCAUGUUAGAUCUCGUUGAAUGGCGGCUCAAGAGGGCUGGCUUUCAAACUGCCAAACUACAGGGUAGCAUGACUCCAACUCAGAGAGCAGAGACAAUCAAUUAUUUUAUGGACAACGUCCAUUGUGAAGUAUUUUUGGUAAGUUUAAAGGCUGGCGGUGUGGCCCUUAACCUAUGUGAAGCCUCGCAAGUAUUUAUUCUCGAUCCAUGGUGGAAUCCCAGUGUUGAAUGGCAGAGCGGUGAUAGAGUUCAUAGAAUUGGUCAACAUCGGCCUGUUAAGAUUACUCGUUUCUGUAUCGAAGACAGCAUUGAGUCGAGAAUUAUAGAGUUACAAGAAAAAAAGGCAAAUAUGAUUCAUGCCACUCUUGGUCAAGAUGAAGGUGCAGUCAACAGACUGACUCCCGCUGAUUUACAAUUCUUGUUUAAUAAUUAA